AUCUUGUUAGACACCUAUGUUUGGGGUCCUUCUCCUUCCAACAUACGCACGUGGGUGCUGGUGGGGUAACGACUCAAGUGUGCAAAACUCUGGGAGUCUGUAUUGGGAGUUACUACUGCUGUUCCCCUAAAAGCCUGGUAUUAAAUCGGUUUCUGGGUCCCCUAACUCCCUGUCAGAAGUGCUUCGUUUCAACCAGCCAUGGAAAGCGAUGAGGGGCUGUUCAUCAACGUCUGCCAGCCUCCUUCAGGUUUGCAGCCCCGCACUCAGCAGAGGACAGCCUCAAAGCCACAGCAUGGCAAGGCUAAAAAGUCUGGGCAAAUAAAAUUUGAAUGCCCCCAGGAAGGGACUCCACUAAAGCGGAAGCCAGCUCCACCUUCGCCCCAAACCAGGAGACUACAGAAGAAAGCUAAAAGUGGCAUCAAAGAAGCAGGGUUGCCAAAGUCCCCUUCAGAGAAGCCUUUAACUGAUGCAAAGGACAGUGACGCCAGCAGCAACAGACCUUUUGUUAAGACUUCCUGCCUCUUCAAAAACAACCCUGAAAUUCCAGACAUUCAGAGAACAUCGGUGAAGCAAGUGCAGGAGAAAGUUUUCACUUCAGACUCCUUUGAUCAGCUGGGCCUCCAUCCCCAUUUGGUUUCAACCCUAAUCUCUGUCUUAAAAAUAUCUAGCAUGACCAGUGUUCAGAAGCAAACUAUUCCCAUACUACUGCAAGGAAAAGAUGCGCUGGUGAGAUCGCAGACAGGUUCUGGUAAAACUCUGGCCUACGGAAUCCCUCUAGUACAGGCCUUGCAAAGAGCAGAGCCGAAAAUACAGCGUAGUGAUGGUCCGUAUGCUCUCGUACUGGUCCCAACCAGGGAGCUAGCCCUGCAGAGCUUUGAAACUGUCCAGAAACUGUUAAAGCCCUUUACCUGGAUUGUUCCUGGCGUGUUGAUGGGAGGAGAGAAGAAAAAGUCUGAGAAAGCCAGAUUACGCAAAGGAAUCAACAUCCUAAUUGCCACUCCUGGGCGCCUGGUGGACCAUAUCAACUCCACCAAAUGCAUUCACUUCCGCCACAUCCAGUGGCUGAUCCUGGAUGAGGCAGACAGGAUCCUGGAUCUGGGUUUUGAGAAGGCAGUCACUGCAAUACUGAAUGCCGUAAAUGCUGACUGUGAAAAGCGGCAAAACGUUCUUUUGUCAGCAACGCUUACAGAAGGAGUCUCGAGGUUAGCUGACAUCAGCUUGCAUGAUCCUGUUUACAUUUCCAUUGCGGAAGGAUCACUGGGGUCAAACACUUCCAAGACAGAAGCGUGUGCUAAGGAGGAUGCCACUGUGUCUCCAGUGAGCCUGGAACAAAGAGGAUUUGCUGUACCGGAAAACCUCCAGCAGAAUGUCGUGGUUGUCCCAAGCAAGCUAAGGCUUGUGACGCUGGCAGCAUUUAUCCUUGGGAAGUUGAAGUUUGAAAAAUGCAACAAGAUUAUUGUCUUCUUCUCCAGCUGUGAGCAGGUGGAGUUUCACCACACCCUCUUCCACAAAGUCUUGGCUGUGGACCUUGAGCAGCCGUGGCUUCCUCCUUCGCCCUUGACGUUCGCACGCUUGCAUGGUGACAUGAAGCAAGAGGAGAGGACGUCUGUCUUCCAGGACUUCAUGCAAUCAAAGACGAGCAUUUUACUCUGCACAGACGUUGCUGCUCGGGGAUUAGACCUGCCACAGGUUACCUGGAUUGUACAGUAUAAUCCUCCAGCUUCGCUUGCCGAAUACGUCCACCGUGUUGGGAGGACAGCUCGGAUUGGCAGUCACGGGAACAGCCUGCUCAUCCUUGCACCUUCAGAGGCAGAAUAUGUCAACUUCUUGGCUUCUUGCAAGAUUAAUGUUUCAGAGAUGAAGAUGGAAUCUGUCCUGUCCAGCUUGAUGAAAGAUGACCGUUUCAAGGGCAGCCAGAGGGGAAAUAAGAAGUUCCACAGCGACGACCCCCAGGAAGUACGACGCAGAGCCACCAUCUUGCAGACUGAAUUCGAGAAUUACGUCCACUCUAAUGCAGAAACUGUUCAGCGGGCCAAAAAAGCUCUGCAGUCUUUCAUUCGGUCGUAUGCAACCUACCCAGCCAGCCUCAAGCACAUCUUCCACGUCAAGUCUCUCCAUCUGGGCCAUGUGGCAAAGAGCUUUGGGCUCCGGGAUGCCCCUAAGAAUCUCAGUGCCACCUCUGCCUUCCCAAAGCAAGCAAAGAGCCAGAAGCAGAAAAGACGUGAGUUUCUUCUCAAGAAAACUCGGGGCAAGCGCCGUCUGGCCGAAAUCUUGCAGUCUGAAUACUCGAGUGGCUUGGACAUGGUUGCAUCUAAGGUCAAGAAGAAGAAAAAGCUGGCCAGCCUGGGAACUGAAAGAUGAGCCAGAAAUUCUCAGCCUCUCCCAAGAUAGCUGAGACUCACAGUAGCUGCAAUCUGGGAGUAUCACCAAAAAUUGAGGUGCUUCUUCCCCCACAACCCCUUUUGCAAAGUCUGCUACAGGGAAAUGGAAAGCAAAAUUCAGAACAGCAUUGUCCAGUGUGAAAUUUAAGGUGUGCUGGUUGUAACAACUUUUAACCAAAACUUUCUUUUUUGGGGGGUGGGGUUAUGAAUGCAGAGUAGAGCCUGCAACCCCUGAAACAGUGGCAAUGGUGAAAGCAGUAGCCCUCCUAAUUAUAUUCAUUGUAUUUUUUU
Lacerta agilis (Sand lizard) is the source of this 2672-nucleotide messenger RNA. It is a transcript of the gene DDX31, whose product is annotated as DEAD-box helicase 31. Gene Ontology annotation, molecular function: RNA helicase activity; nucleic acid binding; ATP binding. Gene Ontology annotation, biological process: ribosome biogenesis. The coding region runs from base 199 to 2361 and encodes 720 amino acids. Gene Ontology annotation, cellular component: nucleus. Lineage: Eukaryota; Metazoa; Chordata; Lepidosauria; Squamata; Lacertidae. The transcript has 20 exons. The record is from RefSeq and is a predicted model, not a curated record.